AUGAAUAUCCAUAAAUUUGUUGGCUCACCUGCCGGUGGUACAGUGCCAGGAAGUCACCGCCAGCGGGCUGCGAAAGCCUGCUUUUCGUGUGCUGAAUCGAAACUACGUUGUGAAGGAGGAAAACCGUGCAGGCGAUGUGUCGAACGAGGUUUGCCCUGCCGUUUCCCUCAAAAAUCCCGCCCAGAACAGAGCACGCGUCAGAAGUCACCAUGUUCAAUCGACAAGUCGCAGCCUACCACACCACCCUCUGAAAUAGUUGUGUUUUCAGGUUCAACCAAUCGCGAACUUCAGUCAACGUCCACCCCGCCUGUAAAUUGUAUGGAUAAUGAUAAUCACUCAAUUUCGGGUCUGGUCGACACUGUAAAUCCUACCGAAAUGCAAGUAGUUUCUGGACAGAUCGGCACAGGUUUCACAAUCGGACAAGAAAACAGCAUACUCGGCCCAAACAAUAUUGAACUUCAGCAACCUUCCUCCACUGGUUUCUCCUCCCAAAUUGGCUGUUCAAGCUUGCCAGACAUUCCUGCGAAUGAGCUAGGAUGGUCGUGGGAUGCGUUCCAUCUGGAUAUCCUCGAUUUUGGCGCCUUGGAAACCCAGGCUUCAUCCGUAGCGCCACUAGAGAGAGACGACAUUUCAGAAGCUGACCACAAUCUUUCCAUGGGCGAGAGCGCAUACAUGCAAUCGUUCCUGCUCUGGACGCCGAAAGAAGGCGAAGAUUGGUUCACUAAAACCGCAGAUCUCUUUCCCGCUUUAGACGAAAUGAUGUCCGCUUGUGUGUCUAAUGAUUUUCAACAGCAUAUUCUUGUGCACCUCGAGCAGUCUACGCGAUAUCGCAUCCUCAGCUCAAUGUUGCCUCUUGCAGACUCUGCAAAUCACCACCGCCUUCUUUCAUCUUUUCCAUCUAUCAGAGUCCUGGAACACCUGCUGUCCAUGGAACUUGCGGAACACAGCCAGGAAGCAGACUCAUGGCUUCAUGUUCCAAGCUUUGACCCGAACACUGCAUCCACGGAAUUAGUCAUUGGCCUUAUCGUUGCCGGUGCUUUCCGGUCCGUCAACGUUGUGUUUCUGAAAUUUGCUCUUGCUUUACACGAGCUUCAUCGAGAGCUGAUCGCUCGUUUGUUUCGUGGUGAUGUCCGCAAUGCUCGAUUGCUUGACCCUUUCCAGUCCUAUGUGCUUUUGAUUCAAGCCGGGCUGUGGAGUGGGGAUAGUCGGCGAAUCGAAAUCAGUGAGAGCCUCUUCAAUAUGCCAUUUAUUAUGUUAAGGAGGGGGGAUUAUCUACGAUUUCCGUAUCCCGAAGGCAUAUCGCCACAGUCGUACGACAACGAUCUUGAUCUGAAAGAGAAAUGGCAUGCCUGGGUUGACUAUGAAUCUAAAAAAAGACUUGUUUUACAUCUGCUCAUACUCAGCACCCAGUACUCCAUGACAUUCCUGGCACCACCCCCACUAACAAACACUGAGAUGCACACUGGCUUGCCAGUAGCGCAAGCAAUUUGGAAUGCGCCCUCAGCUGAGGCGUGGCGGGCAGCCUGGCUCAGCCUUGGUCCCCCACCACAGUUGUCAAUUCGCACUUGUAUCGAAGACCUCAACAAUCUGUCUUCCCUUGGAAACUCUGUGGACACUAGAUACACAGCUCUAGUGGUACUCUGUGGUCUGUGGUCGAAUACAUGGCAGUACAAGGAGCGCCUGAAGGCCCGUGGCAUAACACCAGGUGCCACGCAAAACAAGCAUACAUUCAGCACCCAAGCACUCUAUCAAGAAGCGAAAGAAUCCUUAGAGUCCUUUGCGACCAUACACAUGCAGUGGCUUGGUCCGAUGGACCCUUCCCUUGUCGUUCUACACGAGCGGCAGCUUAUGUACCUUCAUGUCUUUCUCGAAGAUCUGCAAUUGCUUGGCGGAAAGGAUGGUGAGCGCGAAGCACGCCGUGUCUUCCCACGACUCAAAGAGUGGGCUGAAAGUCGAUCUUGCCGACAAGCCAUGUGGCAUGCUGGUCAGAUCUUGCGAGAAGCACGUCGCAAUGGCGAUCCCACCUUAAGAGUGUCCACAGUUCUUGCAAUCUAUCACGCUAGCCUGAUUUUGUGGUCAUACUCAAUAAUUUCUAAGGCACAACUAUCGGAUAACCCUACAGAUUGCAGUUCACAGCUGAAGCAUAGAUCCCAAGAGGCAUUGUCUAAGGAGACAGAGGUAGUAUUAGACGGCGAUCAUACUCCAGUUGUGCAACAAUUUUUAGUGUCGGGGUUUGGAAAGCCCUGCAUUACGCAUGGUCGUCAAGGAACGAACGGCGUGGAGAAUACGACUAUUGAAGUCAUACGUCAGCCUGAGAUUAUGGCUAUUUUCCAGGAUUUAUUAUCUGAGAAGUAUUGGACUGAUUAUCAAGAUUGUCCCAACUUAGUCGGCAACCUGAUGCGUCUUAUUGGGAAGCUCGGCCAAGCUACAGAGUUGGUGCAACGUCGGCAAUUUUAG
This is a messenger RNA of Bipolaris victoriae FI3, 2457 nucleotides long. RefSeq lists its product as hypothetical. The record is from RefSeq and is a predicted model, not a curated record. Gene Ontology annotation, molecular function: DNA binding; DNA-binding transcription factor activity, RNA polymerase II-specific; zinc ion binding. The coding region runs from base 1 to 2457 and encodes 818 amino acids. Lineage: Eukaryota; Fungi; Ascomycota; Dothideomycetes; Pleosporales; Pleosporaceae. Gene Ontology annotation, biological process: DNA-templated transcription; regulation of DNA-templated transcription. The transcript has 5 exons.